Molecule: messenger RNA, 2583 nt
Organism: Lodderomyces beijingensis
Lineage: Eukaryota; Fungi; Ascomycota; Pichiomycetes; Serinales; Debaryomycetaceae
Source: the annotation of a GenBank genome assembly
AUGGAAGGCGAAGGGGAAGUGAAAAAUGAGGGAAAUUUGUUGGGUGGUGUUACUUCUGCUCCAGCAACGGAAAAAGAGCCUUCUAGAGUUAAUGGCCAUUCUACUCUUAAGCCAGAGAAAAUGCAAUCGUUGACCGAUAGCAGAUUAUCCAAGCUUGAGGCGAUGAUGUUUAAAUUACUGCAAUCAGUCGAGUUGUUGGUCGAGUCCUCGAUUGUUGCGCAAGGGAAAACCGAUCUUCAAGCCGCCGCCACCACCAGUCGCUUGACGGAUAAACUACACUCAAGGGAAUCAUUGCCAACAGAUUCGUCAAAGAAAUCCCGGACGGGCGAUCUGACCAACACUACCAGCACAGUGCCAACCACGGCUGAUCUCGAUAAGCAUGGAGAACACUAUGUCGGAACCCACUCCAUAUGGUGCAUGUUUUCCAAAGAAUCGCUCGAUUGGAUGGAAGGCACAAUCGGAAAGGGAGGUGCCGAUUUCAUCACCCCCGUGAGAAACCUCCCCAUUCUUUUCCACAUGAAAUGCAAACUGUUUGUUCAGAAAUGGAUAGACCCCCCACUUGUGGACCAGAGGCAGAAAAUGGAAUUAUUAGAAACUCCUUUUUUACUGGAUCCAAAGACAUUGAUUACCGAAUUGAUAUCCGUCCACUACAAGGAUGCAACAGUGGUGAAAAUGCUCGUGGGAGUAAGUCGCUUAAAGGAUAUGUUUGAUGAUUAUUAUCGCAAAAAAAGGAAAUUUAAGGUAUCGGAAUUCUUGAUAAUGACCUCGUGCUUGCUCGUGAGUCUGGUGGUUAAGAUUGAGAAAAGAGUCGAUCGAGAAACCGAUAAAUACUUGCGUCAGUUGCAGCGCAAAUGGCUCGACAAUGCCAUCUUCUAUUACCAGAGAUUGAAUGUUGUUAGCGACGGAAUUGAAACCAUCGAGGCGAUACUGUUGUUGAUUGUUUAUCUCGAGUCUAGCUGGAUCACUGGCCAUUUUAACUAUAUCCCCCUCACGGUUGCCAUACGGUAUGCUCAAGAAAUGGGGUUCCACCGCUCAGAAUCGCUCCAAAAUCUUGACUUGAAAGAGCAAGAACGAAGAAGGUUGCUUUGGUGGUUUUGCCAGUUUUUGGACACCGAGAUGUGCUUCAAAACUGGUAAGCCCCCGGCGAUCAACGUUGAAGAUGUCUCCACCAACGCCGAUGUCGACAUGUUGAGGUUUUGCAUUGCCGGGGCGGGCAGCAUUUCCCAUGGCACCGGCAGCGAAGAAGAAGAAGGAGCCAAGAAAGACCGUGCCUUGUGCGAUCUAGCCGCGAGCGAGGCAUUAUUCGGAGACGAGUCUCAACCACUUCGUUUGCGUUUGUUGAAGGAAAUGAGAAACAUAUGCGAUGACCAGCACUACUACUAUUUCUUCUCCUUGCUAUUGACGCGAAUAAGAUCAAAAUCGUACCACCUAUUAUUUUCCGCUUCGGCUCAACUAUCCGACUUCCGCUCCUUGUCAAACACACUAAAUGAAUUGAAUCGAGAAACGUUUGAAUUAGGGAUGUGGUCGCAUGAGGAUGACAGGCCACGAUUUUACAAUGAACGCGAGUUUAAAUUCAUGGACUCAACUUGGUCGACAGACAAGCGGGAGUUUAUCUUGUCAAACUCGUUGAUUUAUUUCUCGCACUUGAUGAUUAUAAACCGAGUCCCCUUUAUGGUGCGUUCGGAAAAUUUCAACUUUGACGAUGCAAUCAUUCAAUACCGGAACUUGUCGCUCGACCUGGCUAGGACCAUUUUGUGUCUCAUAUCGCAGUUGAACAGCGAAAACAGUCCCUCUUAUUACAACUGGGUCGUGAACUACGCCGUCUCGGCCUUUCUCAUCUUGGCGGCGUCGAUACUAAACCACCCUCACUCGUCUGAAGCUGGCAGCGAUAUCAAGUUAUUGAUUGAUUCCACAUCGGGCUUUUUCAGCAGCACGCUAGCAGAGGCAGUCACCUUUGACGGGCUCGACGAUUUGUCUAUUUCCCUCGUGAUUCACUUGAUGCUAAACAUCAUUGUCAAGGUGUAUCAAGACAACACCCAGCAAACAGUCCCCGGUUUCGAUCAGCAAUCUUCGGCAAAGAUCAAGCAGCGGUUCCCAAUCCUUUACCAAGACUUCCACUUGACCAAAAACAUCGUGGGCACUUCACCAUUCAACGUCAAUGAGGCGAUAGCAGUAAACAGACACUCGGCUCUGAACUCAACGGGUUCCAUUAGUCAAAAAAACAGCCCCUAUGCACAUUCGCCCAGAUAUAACCCCGCGGUCUCCAACAUCAUCACGGGCGUGGUUGACCACCCUCAAACACACCAGUCCGUGCCUUUACCUGCAAACAAGCCUUCCCCAUUCCCUAACCAAUCCUUUGUUAGCUCGCACCCUUCUUUACCCGUUGAAACCAAUACAAGCUAUGUACGAACGGGUCAAACUCCAAUGGGCCAAAGCCCAGGACCUUUAAGCGGGUUCGCAAACAACAGCUACGAUUUCUUUGCACAGGGAGCCGCUGCCAGUGAUGGUGGGUUACUGAGUGUGCUAAUGAGCCAAAUGAACAGUUUACCAAACUUUUUCUUUGACAAUAAUUUGGGAAUAUAA